Fusarium redolens is the source of this 1494-nucleotide messenger RNA. RefSeq names its product general substrate transporter. Gene Ontology annotation, biological process: carbohydrate transport; transmembrane transport. Lineage: Eukaryota; Fungi; Ascomycota; Sordariomycetes; Hypocreales; Nectriaceae. Gene Ontology annotation, cellular component: membrane. The record is from RefSeq and is a predicted model, not a curated record. Gene Ontology annotation, molecular function: carbohydrate:proton symporter activity. The coding region runs from base 1 to 1494 and encodes 497 amino acids. The transcript has 5 exons.
AUGAAGAGUGACGCCUGGUUUAGCAAGCCUUUUUUGACUUCUAUAUUCCUUGGAAUAGGAGGCUUUCUCUAUGGAUUUGACUCGGGCAUCAUCACGCCUAGCUUGGCUCUGAGCUCGUUCCUUACGUACUUUGGAAAACCUGACCCUCCCCUCCGCGGCGCCAUUGUGUCUAUGUACCAAGCAGGAGCCUGGCUAGGCAGUGCCUCAGUCGGUAUCACCAGCGAUAGACUCGGUCGCCGUAAAGCCAUUGCUUUCGGCUGCAUCUGGGGUGUCAUCGGCGGUGCCAUCAUGGCUGGAGCUGCUCAUGUUGCGAUGCUCAUCAUCGGUCGACUCCUCGUUGGUUUUGCCGUCGGUACCAUCACCGGAGUAUCUCCCGUCUUUGGCGCAGAAAUUGCGAAAACUCAUGAACGUGCGAAAGUCACGGCAGUGAAUCAGAUGAUGACGGCUUGGGGCUUCUUCGUCGCGCUCUGGAUUGGUGUCGCGGAGGGGAAGUGGCACAACGCCAAUCAAUGGCGCCUUGGGUUUGCCAUCCAAAGUAUUCCUGCUCUCAUUCUCGGCGUUGGUGUCCUGUUCCUUAGUGAAUCUCCCCGUUGGCUUUGUCUCAAGGGGCGCCAUGACGAAGCUGAGAAGGCUUUUAGAGCUUAUCACUACGAUGGAACCAAUGAUGAUUGGUGCCGCACUGAAUUCACUGUUAUCCAAGUCAACAUCUCUGAGGAGCUGCAAGCUCAAGGCAGGCUUUCAUGGACCCAACUGGCCAAGACCCCUGCGUUCCGAAAACGCCUCUUUGUUGGUACGUUCGUUUGGGCAGCAGCUAUGCUAUCUGGUAUUUCUUUCGUGCAGUAUUACCAGACCGCUAUCUACGCGACACUCCAGUUCAGCGAGGAUCGCCAACUUCUUGUCAGUGGCCUUUACGGUUCUGUUGGUCCAGUUGCUUGCUUCCUGUCGUUGUUCUUUGUCGACAAGAUCGGAAGAAAGAAGAUUCUCGUCAUCAGCUCGUCGCUGCUGUCGCUCUGCUACUUGAUCAUUACGAUUCUGGCAGCUGAAUUCCCUGCUAUUCCUGGCAUGCCGACAAAUGCUGCGGCACAGAGAGGGUUGAUUGCAUGUAUUUUUGCUGUUUCGGCGAAUUACUCUGCUCUUCUUGGACCGAUGACUUGGAUCAUUCCCCCCGAGGUUUUUACUACUGAGCUACGAGCCAAGGCAAACGCUAUCGUGCAGGUGGUUCACUAUUCCAUCAGUCUGAUUAUAACCCAGUGCUCGCCGAUCGCUUUGGCCGCAGUGGGUUGGAAGUACUACAUCCUGUUCGUCCUCACCAACGCGCUUUGUGCCGUUAUUUUCUUCUUCGUAUAUCCUGAAACUCGAGGAAAAUCUCUCGAAGAGAUUGACGAGAUCUUUGGUGAUGUCAAGAUUGUUCAUGAAGAGGAUGUCCGGUUCUCAGAGAAGGCUGGUGUCGAAGCAAUCGAGACACGGGAUCAGCGCAUUAUUCAAGGAUCUUAG